Messenger RNA from Gadus chalcogrammus (walleye pollock), 6808 nucleotides. RefSeq lists its product as uncharacterized. Gene Ontology annotation, molecular function: integrin binding. NCBI's taxonomy places the organism in Eukaryota, Metazoa, Chordata, Actinopteri, Gadiformes, Gadidae. Gene Ontology annotation, biological process: cell-cell adhesion. Gene Ontology annotation, cellular component: membrane. The coding region runs from base 175 to 4926 and encodes 1583 amino acids. The record is from RefSeq and is a predicted model, not a curated record. The transcript has 22 exons.
GAAGAGUGGGCUUUCAUUCUCUACAGAAGUAUGACUAUGCGGGGGUUUCCUUAACGUUCAUUCCCGCCGGCAGUUGAGUUGUAUCAGCAAAGGUUAAAUAGCGUAGGCUAUUAAUCAAGGGUCAGUUUUCCAAGAGUUCCUGGGCUGGACGUAGGGACAUCAUCUGUGGAUAAAAUGUAUAUAUAUAUCGGCCCAUUCUGGACUUAUCAAAUGAGAGUUGUUGCGCUAUUGGCAGCGCUGUUGCUCAACCUGACAGGUCCACAUGCCUCCUCCUGUCCGCUGGAGAUUGAGCCGCCCAGAGUUGUGGUGCCUUAUGGGGGCUCUUUCUCAGUCCUCUGCCGUGCCCUCACUCCGUUGGUGGAAAACAUCGCCGUGGAGGCCGCACAUGGUAAACAGGACCAAAAUCGAAUCCAAAAUGUUACCUGGUCUUUUGAACAGGUGGACGCCUGGGACAUUGUGGCGUCGUGCUUCGUUAACCUUUUACCCAGCAGCAAUUACACUGAACUUCAGUGUCAAAAUGGCAUACCCGUCACUGUAUACAAAUACCCACAGAAUGUGACCAUCACGGACACUGAAGGCGGCUCGGAUGCAGGCGAACUGGAUGAGGGAAUCCUGCGUGUGUUUCGCUGCGACGUCAACGAUGUGGCUCCUGCUGAAAACAUCAUUGUGACGUGGCUCAUAGGAAAUAAGAUUGUGCUGUCCAAUCAUCAUUUGAAGGGCUCGAAGGACUUGAAUGACACGAAGAAACCCAGAGACGUGACGUCGCUCUUCUCCUAUGAACCCAGAAGAGAGGAUGACGGACUCCAAAUCAGGUGUCAAGUGGACUUUAACCUGGGACCCUCUGGACCCCAGAAACCUCAGACCUCCCAGGGGCUUUCACUUAGAAUUAGAUAUCCUCCAGAAAAGAUCACUCAGCUGGAAGACACUGAACUGGAAGUUGGUUCGUCGGGCACACUGAAGUGCUUCUCCGAUGCCUACCCAGCGCCGACAUAUCACUGGGAUUACUACAAGACUGGGAACGUACAAGUGAUGGAUGUACCUGGGGGUUCCCAUCUGCACAUUAACAAGACCACCGAUGUCAACAUUGGCAACUACACCUGCAUCGUGGCCAAUGACCUGAAAAAUAUAUCUAAGAUGGCUAGAGUCACUGUUAAAGGUGCCAACUCCCAAUGCCCUAUUACAAUUACUCCGGAGAGAUUGGUGAUGCCAUAUGGAAACCAAAAAUCAGUGUUAUGCGAGAAUAGUAACGAAGAUGCAUCAAGAAAUGUGAUUGCCCUCAACUGGCGAGUCGAUCAUCACAUUGUUCCUGGCCCUCGGUUGUUCCUUGACAAAGUUCUAGUUUGGGAUCCGAGGGCCGAAUGUAUUGGAACCUUUUCCGGAAUCGGAAAGUGCAGUAAACCUUUUGAUGUAACAUUUUACAAAACAGCAGACAGUGUGUCGAUCCAUUCAAUAAACCACACAGGUCCUAUGUUAGCGGACGAAGAGUACCAGCUGCAGUGUGACAUCGUCAACGUUGCUCCUGUGCAAAACCUCACCGUGAGGUGGUACCAGGGCGAUGACCUCCUCAAGGACCAGGGCAGCCUUCGGGUGACCGGCUGCCCCCACCAGAACAAGGUGGAAUGUGACAACCAGGUGAUCAGGUCCCCUGUGAACGCGUCCUCCACCAUCACGGUCCGCUUGGGAAGGAAUCCGGACGGAGCUCAGUUCAGGUGUGAGGCGCAGUUGGCCCUUGAAGAACAACCUCCUCCACCAACGAAUUCCAGCGUUCUCAGCCUCAGUGUUCAUUACGAGCCUAUCAUCAACAGAACCAAACUACCGUUAAGAUUACAAGUCUUCAAGGGACGCCCAACGGAGCUGGUGUGUGAGGCCGACGGCAGGCCAGCACCAAACAUCCACUGGGUCUCAGAAAAAGGCGUCCGUGUAUCCGGUGGAAACCUUAGAGUCACGGAAGCAGGAGUCUGGACCUGCAACGCCACUAAUGUGGUGGGUUCCAGCUCCCGUGCAGUGGAGGUCACUGUGCUGGUGAAAGAAACGGCAGACCAGGUGUUGAUCCAUCCCUUGGGACACACAGGUCCUAUGUUAGCGGACAAAGAGUACCAGCUACAGUGUGACAUUGUCAACGUUGCUCCUGUGCAAAACCUCAUCGUGAGGUGGUACCAGGACGAUGACCUCCUCAAGGACCAGGGCAGCCUUCGGGUGACCGGCUGCCCCCACCAGAACAAGGUGGAAUGUGACAACCAGGUGAUCAGGUCCCCUGUGAACGUGUCCUCCACCAUCACGGUCCGCUUGGGAAGGAAUCCGGAUGGAGCUCAGUUCAGGUGUGAGGCGCAGUUGGCCCUUGAACAACAACCUCCUCCACCAAUGAUGUUCCACCUCCUCCACCUCAGCGUACACUACAAGCCUAUCAUUAACAAAAAACCAGAGUCAAAGGUUCCAGUCUUCAAGGGAUACCCAGUGGAGCUUGUGUGUGAGGCCGACGGCAGACCAGUAGCCGACAUCCACUGGUACUCAGCAAAAGGCGACCAUGUAUCCGGUGGAAACCUUACAGCCAUAGAAGCAGGCGUCUGGACCUGCAACGCCACUAAUGUGGUGGGUUACAGCGACACAGAAGUGGAGGUGGUGAUGAAAGAGGACUAUCUGCCCCUCAUAGCCGGCUUUGUGGCCGCAACGGUUCUCAUAAUCUCGGCCGUCUUUAUUUUCUUCUACUCCAUCUACUACAAGAACACCAAGAUGCGCCGCUACAGUCUCAAGAACCCCAAACCCAGCGUUCUGAACGGCAACGUAGCACACAACAGCUGGGACUCGCAGCUUCCUAUGACCAAGCUGUCCUACCACAACUGGCCGACGCUGGAUGUUGAUUUUAAACCCUGUCAAUCUCGGAACAGUUCGUGUCCCCUCGAACUGAGCCCUAGCAGUGUUAUUGUCAGGUUCGGAGACCCCGUCUCCGUAAACUGCAGCACAUCGCUGGACGAGUUCGAAGGAAUGGGAUGGGAGGCCCCAGAAGGAGGCACAUCCUUGUCAGGAAAAUUACAAUUUGUCACAUGGACAUUAGCUUCACUUAAGACGUGGUCAAUAAAACCAAUAUGCUACAUAACUACCAUUGAUCAAAUUCAAUGUGUGCAGGAUUUAGAAGUCACUGUCUACAAAAUGCCGGACAGUGUGUCAAUCUUCCAGCCAAAUUUAACUGGGCCCAUGGAGGCCGGUAGGACUUACCGGCUGCAGUGUGACAUCCGAAACGUUGCGCCAGUGAGAAACCUCUCUUUGACCUGGUACAGAGGAACUGAGAUCAUCAAGACUGAGAUGCGUUACAACGAUAGUGCAACGCCUCAGAAUGAGUCAUUUUCUCUGCUGAUAACCGCCAAGAAGGAAUAUGAUGGACUCCAAAUCCAAUGCAAAGUGCAAAUGAAUCUGGGAGUUUCUGGCCCAGAAUUGUCUCCAAUAAAGUCAGAACCAUUUGACAUGGUGGUACAUUAUCCACCAUCCUUCACCAGUCCUCAACAAGAGAUCCUGGACCUCGCAGUGGAUGGUAAACCCAUCUUGAACUGCAGUUCUGAUGGGAACCCCCAGCCUUAUUACCGCUUGCUGUCCCCUGCUAGCGAUCUGAAGUCUCCAGAGACCAGGGGUGUCUUCAGGCCCCUCUCACCCCUACUUCCCGGCACCUACAACUGCACAGCCACCAACCGUUUGGGAUCCGCGACCAAGGUUUUCAUCGUCCAUAGGAGUAACAGUUCGGCAACGUUUUGGCUCAUAGUCGGACCGGUUUCGGCCCUGGCACUUGUUCUCAUUGGCGGUACUGUUUGGGCGACAAGAAGAGGCCACUCACAGAGCUCUCCCAAAACAAACAUUUUUCCGGUUCAACAAGGCCAGCCACCUGUAAGAUUUCCCCUCUCUCCUAGAUCCCCGCCAUCGCUCGGUCGGAUGGGAGGGGGCCUUUGUUCAAACAUAGUUCAAUGUUACGUUGCCAAGCACGGUCAAGUUGGAAUUUCUCUGCCGUCCCUCACUGCAAUGACGAUGGGAAGAAACUCGCUCCAAUGGAUUUCAGCGAUUUGCAUGAUAUACUUAGUGUCAGGGGAAGGUUGCUCCCUGGUCCUCAAGCCCGCCAGAGUGGUGGUGAAGUUCGGGGAGCCCGUGUCAGUCACAUGUGAAGCCGCCCGUCGACCUCGAGUACUGGGUUGGGAAUCAACAGUCGGCGCAGCCCAUACCCAGCAGGACCUCUCGGUCCAGUGGAAGGCAGACAGCCUUAUCGAUUGGAUAGAGGAGCCUAUCUGUUAUGGAGUAUUUUCCACUGCCCCCAGGCAGUGUGAGGAGAAGCUCAACCUGGUCCUCUACAAAACCCCCGACAGCGUCUCUAUCCGCUUAGUGAACCACACUGGCUCCAUGAAGGAAGGCAAGGAGUACCAGCUUCUCUGCGAGGUGCAGAACAUCGCUCCUGUCCAGUACCUAGUGCUGAGGUGGUACAGGGACCAGACAGAGGUCUAUCACAGUGCCUUCACUGAACUCACACAAUCCUCUCCGGUGCAAGUCUCCUCCAUUCUCUUGAUAACUCCAACCAGAGCGGACAAUGGAGCCCAGUACAGGUGCGUGGCCGAGCUGGACCUUGGACCAGAGGGGCCCCAGCUGGCUCCUACAGUCUCCUCCGGCACCCUGAAUGCCUCCGUACACUAUCCCCCAGACUUUCUCAGUCCGGAGCCAGAGAUGCUGGACCUGGUAGUGGGGGAGGAGGUCACCCUAAAUUGCAGUGCCAGCGGGUACCCUACGCCCAUAUACAGUUGGCUGUCAGCCCAUACCCUGCAGGAGACCCUGACGGAUGAAGCCAUCAUCACGUCCUCUGCGCUGCUCCCUGGUACCUACACAUGCACUGCCUCCAAUAGGCUCGACAGCAAGAGCAAGCGCUUUCUGCUCAAGGCCAGAUCUAAAGGUGUGUAGAAAACUGGAUCCUGUGAAUGCGGUGGCAGCCAAGAAGAACAUUGAGAGUAUGAGAAGUAUUCUUCAGGGGAGAAAAUAUGUGUCUUCCAGGGAAGGGGUGCCUUGAAAACUCAAAGGAUAUUUUGGGGGGCCUUAACACGGAGAAUCACAGGUCACUUAAAGCGCAGAAGGUGAAGCAACUCUUCAAGGAGUUGUUAUUCCCUUGUAACAGAUGUGUUUUAUUUGAAUAUAGAUGUUCUCAAACCUAAUUUGUAGUUUUAAGAUAUAUUGCAUCUUUUAGUUUUUGACAAAGAAAGGCUCUUUAAGACUAUUAAAAACUAUAUUACUUACCUUGCUAGACAAAAAGAUAAUCUAUCUGACCUACAAAUAUAUUUAAUGUCUAAAAUAAUAUUAUUAUUUUUUUUUCUGUUUCAAAAUUAGUAUAGAAUAUGCAAACAAGUGAUAGCUAAUCCUUUAGAGCAUUACUCACCAUUAUAGUUAGAAAAGUAUAAGCGUGUGGAGGUAUAACAGUGCCAAAUGACCUCAAUGCAAAAUGGCAUGUUGAAUUAGUAAAAACGUAAUAAAAACAUAGCACAAUAACAAUGCUUGAAUAUUUGCAAUGUCUGCAUUGCAAUUUGAUGCUUGAAAAUGUUUAUUGUCGAAUUUGGUUGAUAAAAUACCAUCUUCAUUAUUCUGCAGGUACAAUGUAUUUCAACCUUGCAAAUUCAGGUUUAAAUUCAGCUUCAAAUGCUGUCUUAAUAUUCACCUUCCGGGUAUCACAGAAAGAGCAACAAAUUGCCAAGAAAAUAACUGAAAGUGGCUUGAACCGUAAAUUUGAACUUAGAGCUUGGUUCAUCUUGUGGCUUCCACUGUCUGACAAUCCCAUCCCUACCACUCCCAUAACCACCAGAGCUUGGAGCAUGCUCUGCCUCCAAGCGUAUGUGUAAGUGUGUCUGCAAUCCAUUGCUCUUCCUUUUCUGGCAUGUUCAAUUUAAUAUUACUUGCCAAAUAAUUAAGAUAGUAAUUUAACAAAUUCAACAACAGAACUAUUUCUAGCAUCAGAUGCAAUGCAGAAAAAUCAAAGCAUUGUUUUUGGGUUACGUUUUAUUAAAUUAAUGGAAUUCAACAUGCCAUUUGCAUUGAGGACUCUUGGCAAUAUAAUACUUGAACAUAAGCAUCAUUAAUACUUUUGUUUUGUUGGUUUUCUCCAAUCAAAUAUAGAAAAUACAACACACAACAUGAGUGGUUUGUAAUCUAGCAAAUAUACAUUGACAAUGCAAGUGUCAACAUUUGUUCUGUUUCUGGAAAAAUGCUAUGUUUGUAUUUCAUUUGUUUUUAAUUAAUUUAAGCCUGGAUUUACUUGCUUCACCAUGUCCUGGACAGGCCUACAGCUGCUACUUACCGACUUCAUCCUGGAACCAUCUGAGCCAUAUUGGACAAAUAGGGUCCAAAUUGAUUCAUUAUUUAUAUCCCUUUGCUCCAUGACCUGGCCACCUCUGAUACUUCUGAUUAGAUUAUUAAAUGCACACAUGUAAAUGUAAGAGUUAUUUUUUGUCUACAGGCCAGGACCAGCUUAUUUGUUUCAUCAAUGACAUUUCCUGUAAAUCAACUACAAACCAUGUUUCCCAAUUAAAAUGAACUCAUGCUAACAUGGAACAUUUGCAUCUAUUUAAAUUAAUAUUCUACUUUAAAAUAUGUCAAAGGAAUAUUGCAUAUUUAUUCUAAGAUGUUCUGUUUUAUUUAUCUUCUUUUUUUCCCUAUUUCAUACAUCUAACCAUACCUUUACUACUGUGUGAUGCUUUCUUGGUCGUGUUUGACUUGGAAUUUUUUUUUUUGUCAGGCCAUAGACUUUUUCGACUUAAGUACAAAGGGUUUUUAUAAAUAAAGUUCACUAACUUUCUUU